Corticium candelabrum is the source of this 372-nucleotide messenger RNA. RefSeq lists its product as uncharacterized. The transcript has 2 exons. Bases 1 to 372 code for a protein of 123 amino acids. The record is from RefSeq and is a predicted model, not a curated record. NCBI's taxonomy places the organism in Eukaryota, Metazoa, Porifera, Homoscleromorpha, Homosclerophorida, Plakinidae.
AUGGCCGACGCAGAAGCAAACGCGGCUGUAAUUGCUUUCACCACUACCGCCGCUACAACUCUUGCCGCUGUCAGAAUGAAAAUUUCUCCUCUUAUGCCUACCGACCCAAAGCUCAACGGACUAAUUCGACUAUGUCAUCACUCGCCCUUAAGCCCGGAAUUCGCAAUGGAGGUGAGAGACCAUUUUCUGAAGCUGCCUACUGAGAAUCCUUACGACGUUCUGAAGGCCAAACUCAUCAAACUUGCUACUGCGUCAGAGCAACGGAAACUUCAGCAGCUAAUCAGCGGGAAAGAACUUGGCAAUCGAAAACCUACGCAGCUACUUCGCCGCCUGCAACAACUGCUACGUAACAAACUCGGAAAAACCGGAUGA